Peronospora matthiolae is the source of this 258-nucleotide messenger RNA. The record is from the annotation of a GenBank genome assembly. Lineage: Eukaryota; Oomycota; Peronosporomycetes; Peronosporales; Peronosporaceae.
AUGGACAGGGAUGCACCUCCACCUCCACGACGACCCAAGCACCCGCAGAUGCUCCUCCGCCUGCCACACCGCAUGUCGCGGUGGGCACCGAUGUCCCCCUUCAGCCGCGCCGUUGAUGAUGACAUGGGGGACAUCGACGAUGGCGAGGUGUUGGACGAGGACGAGCAAGAGGCUGCGCUCCGGUUGGUGGAGCGACUGGCUGCGAAGCUAGCUGCCAAUAUCACGGACGCUGCUGAAUGGGAGGAGAAGGAGGGCUAG